This is a messenger RNA of Hyaloperonospora brassicae, 4767 nucleotides long. NCBI's taxonomy places the organism in Eukaryota, Oomycota, Peronosporomycetes, Peronosporales, Peronosporaceae. The record is from the annotation of a GenBank genome assembly.
AUGCCGUCGUCACGAGACCUCGAGCUCAGCAGCUCCGCCGAUGCGCCUCUGGCGUCCCGAGCUCUGUCCACAUGCGCCCCAGAGACCUGUUCACCCGCGUCUUCUACUGCGUCCGCGUCCGUCUCUGACGUGUCGACAGCAGCCACUGAUCCCCCGACGUCUCGGAGCGAGUGUGGCCAGACCACGAAGCACGACGACGACGCCCUUCAUACCCGUCACGACGACGACCCCGAGAGCGCCCAACUCGAGCGUCAACUUCGCGACGAAAUGAAAAAGAGGAGACCCGAUCAUUUUGUCAUUCGGGCAGCGUGUCGCUCGCUCGGUGGUGUGCCGUCAGAGCUGCGCGCGCAAGUGUGGAAAGAGCUACUGGGCGUGGCUCGCAGCGAGCGCUUGUACUUGGACCGGAGUAUUUUGCAGGUGCAGGAAGACCUGGACAAUCAGCGCGUCAUUGCAGCGGAUGCAGCGCGCACUCGGAGCAAUGAACAUCGAUUCCAAGCGCCAGAGACAGUGGAGCUGGUUGUCAAGCUGCUGACGUACUACUGCAAGUGUCGCAGUAUCCAAUACAAACAGGGCAUGAACGAGGUGCUAGCGCCCUUUCUGCUUCUCACUGAGCAACGGAAAGACGACAACGACCGUGUUCCAUUGGCUGAGGGCGUGGUGUUCCAGUGCUUUUACGCGCUCAUUGACCAUUUCUUGCCCCAGGUGUUCGUGGACAAAGAGUUUAAGUCGUUGCAGUGCUCGUUUCAGCUCUACCGGCUCUUGAUGCUGUACCACGACCCCGAGUUAUGUCAUUACCUGGACCAGCACGAUAUGACGCCGGAACUGUACGUGACCCCGUGGUUCAUGACGUUGUUUGCUCGGUCGUUACCACCGGACCUUGUCUUUUGUCUGUGGGACCUUUUUCUGCUUGAAGGAGAUCCGUAUAUGCUGCACUUUGUUGCGUACGCACUUGUGGCAGCAAAUCGUAAGCAGAUUUUCGAAGCAGAGUUUGCUAUGCUCCCACAGGUGCUAAGUUCGCUAACGUUCUCUUCGCGGCACGAGUUGGAGCAAGUUUGUGCCAGUGCGCGAGCAAUUCUAAAAUUGACCCCGCAAUCAUUCAAGCGUGACUUGUACUCGGUUUGCUAUGGUGGCUUUACAAGUGCCAUGGUGCCGUUUCUGGAUCAGAUAUACGCCUGUUCCAGUUUGCGAGUAUACCCGGAGGAACUUGUCCGCAAUUUGCGGCAUGGAAUACGGGCAAAAAGAAAAGAAAAGCGCACAACAGCGGUGUCAUCUGCUACUUUGGCUACGCAAGAAGAGGUUGAGGGCGCUCAAGGUUUGCUUGAUCCGUUACGAUCUCCGCUGGGUGACCAAGCCCCAUUGCUGUACGUUUCAGGAAGCGAUGGCGAAAAUGGGUCAGCACCGCUGAGAUUUGUCGUGCUUGAUUGCCGGUCUGCUGAUGAGUACCACAAGUCGCAUUUGAUCCUGUCGCAUCACGUUGAUCCAAGUGUAAUGGGACAGCCAGAUGCGCUUGAUGCGUUAGUAAAGGGUUUUUCUCGCAUGAAAGGCUGUCAUUUUUGCUUCGUUGGUCCCUCGAUCGAUUCGCCGUCAUUUUUGACGCGUUCUUCGUCCAAGAAUGCAGCUUUGAAUUCAGCUGUGCGUCUAGCGAGAGUUAUUUCCAAUGACAAUCCACAGUGCUUGACGGUCCAUGACCCUAUUCAGAAGCGCGCCGACGUUGGCGAACAAGCGAAAGUCGCAGGUACGACAACAGUGCCGUCAACUGAUCCUGUGACGUUGUCUCGCAAGCAAAGCCCUGCACCAGAAUCUGGUGCAUUGGCCAGCGAACUUACCAGUUAUGAGCUGUCCAAGGUACAUGCAGAGCAUCUGUCUGUGACACGACUUGUGCAGGUAUUUUUGCAAAAUGGAUUCAAGUACGUAAGCGGGCUUGCCGGUGGUUUCGAUGAGUUAGAAAAGAGCAUUGCUGGCAUGGAUGUGCAGGCACAGCAGCAGCUCCUGGUGUCGUCUCUGCUUCCCACGCUAACAUUCGAGAAAACGGUCGUGCCUGAUUCGACUGGAACUUCUCCAGCGGGGUCAAGCUUUUUAGCUAAAAUGGGUCUACGUCGAUCGUAUACAAUAUCCCGAGAUGCUACGAAUGCUGAUGUAAUGAACGGGAUCAGUAGUCGGUCCAGUGUCGACACGGCACAGCUUGCUAGAACGGCGAAGUCUUUUGCAUCGCCUUUGAAGAGUAGUCGCAUUCGCGACAGGGAGGUGACGGGAAAGAAGAAGAAAAAAGCAACGACUGCGGCAAGUUCUGCUGCACCAACAUUUUCCCAGCGCCUCACGCUAUUAAAAGCAGCAGCCAAAGACGCCGUGUCAUCGGCUCCACGCUCAGUUACUCGGACUAGUAAUUCUUCCCUUGCCAAGGCAAAAGGCACUGGAGUGAAUGAUUUGGUGGACGGAUGUGGCAAGGCAGCUGAUGUUGCCGGGGUGAUUACUGAUGUCGAAAUUCAGCCCGGUCCUAUUGGGAUCUCGUUUCGAAAAUCUUGUACGUCGAAGAUAUAUUAUGCUGCCGUUGAUAGCUUAGUACCGGGUAGUCAAGCUUGUGCAACCGGUCUAGUUCACGCCGGCGAUUUGCUAGUUUCUAUCAACGAAGAUAGCAUGAAGGGCAUCACAUUUUUGAGUGUCAUCAAGCUUAUAAUUGAAGCAUCCCGACCCGUGGUGUUGCGCUUUCUCACUCCGGUUCGUACGGAUGAGGAUGCAAUCGCGCCUGGUCCGGGCACAAUCUCGCCGCUGGCUCCGACACUGGUUAGAGCGACGAGACACUCCAUCUACAUCACGUGGGAUGAAACAGACGCCUCGUUGGCACCGGGCAAGGUUCCAUUGUAUCAACUCCAGUUUGCGAAGCAAUCCGGCGAUGACUGUGGUCCUUGGGUUCCAGUUGCGAUCGAGCUGGACGUAACAAUUACUCACGUGGAUGCGAACGGCGUCACUGACCAGACGAACGGUACAAUGGUUGGUCUUAACCCCGGUGAUUCGCUAGUUUUUCGCGUGCGCUGUGGAUCGAACAAUCGGUGGGGUCCUUUUAGUCCAUCGAGCAGUUCUAUGAAGACGCUGGACGCCGGGGCAGUGAGCGAGCGAGAUGCUGGAUCUGCUACCGUUACGCCAGUGCUUGCAGGUCGCGAUGAUUUAGCUUCUGCACGUUUUCAUCCUGGGGUUUGUUUUGAAGUUGCCGAACAAGGUGCAUCGGUCUGCCAAGAGCCCCUGACGACGCAAGCACGCCGCCAUCCGGAUCGUAGUGCCGAAAACGUGGACAUCGUACUGGACAGGGGUCAGCCCAUUCAGGGUUUUGAAAGCUCUGGCUCGAAUCAGAUAUUUGUUCGCCUUGCAUCCGACAGUAGUGGGAAAAAUGGCGAUCAAGACAAAAGUAUCGACGAUAGUCAUGGCAAGCGGUCGGUAUUCCGUUCCGGGCAUAGGGAUGCAGAUGGCAAAGCUGACGGCAUGUGGGCUUUUGAAAGCACGCCUCAGGGUGGAGUGGUUCUUCAACGGCUUCCCGGAUCUAGUACCAAAAGCGUUGGACCGAUGCUGCAGGAGCCGACCCAGUCUAUAGCUCACGCCUUCCUCCGGUCACACGCUUUUCAAUCCACCAGCGGGAACAUCGGCGCCAAUGCCAGCACAACGAGCGCAGCAAUUAGCUCGGUGGUUUCUACCACGGUCAGCAGCACAAGCGUCGUCAGUGCUGCUUCAUCUUCCCGUUCUCCUGCCCCGCCUUCCAAUUUACAGGUGCUUCCUGUAUCAGGCUCAGAAGUCACACUUACGUGGGAGAUGGCAAAGGAUGUAGGAGUGACCAAGUAUCAGAUCCAGUACGUAAAGGACCGGUUGGCUGCCAUGUGGCGGACAGUUGACGCUGAUAUUGGUGCCGAAACAGUCGAACACUCGGUCACGAACUUGCAGUCAAACACAUUGUACCUGUUUCGAAUUCGCAGCGGGACAGACGACAAGAGAUGGGGUCCAUACAGCGAGUUGAGCGAAAGUUGUCGUACACUACCUGGCAUUGCACGAUCUGGGAACAGUGCAUGCAGUCACGAAAGUGGAAGUACAUCCAGUACUCGACAGCCUGCAAGCAGUGAUGAAAAUGAACGGCAACCGGUAGUACGAGAACUGCGACGUGCAUCAGCGCGGACUGCAGGCACUAUUCUAGACAAAGCAAAAGCCGCAGCGCUACGGCUCAAAUCGGGGCCGAGCAGCUCGAGCAGUCAUGACGCUGAGGUUCAAACGAAUGAGGAACCAUCGAAGAACAACGACGGUGAGGAUGUCGAUGAGAUGCAAAGUCAUGACGAAGAUGAAAAGAGCGAGUUGACACUACCGGAAUCUCGAUUCGUGAAUUUGGCAAAGUGGAAGUCGUCAUUGAAUGAUGCGCACAAAGACUUCCGCUUCUACCAUGUCACCAAAUUUGAAGAGGAGGGAGAACUACUUCCUCGACAGUUGAGUCGUCUGGGUCACCGGGAGCUGGUUGUCACUCCAUCGUUGCUCGUCGUUCUAAACGUGAUGGCGGCAACGCAAGAGGGGUUUGCGCUCGUUGAAGAAUGGCGGUCGUUAACGUCACUCGCAAAGAUCGCCGAGCAGGAUGGUCUGGUCAACUCACUCGUCUUUCACUUCAAGGAUGAAUGUCAGAUCGAUAUGCCAGAGAACGGAGACUCAAGCGGUCGGCUAAUUGUCGUUGUCGAAGGGGCUAAAGCUUGCGCGGAAGUUGUACAAGCGUAUCAUGCCAAGUGUUUGACUGAAUGUAAGUAA